GUGAGCGCAGAAGCCGGAGAAGGAAUCGGAGCGAGAGAAACAGUGUGGCUGCAGUGAGGAAGGAGAGACACAUACAGAGAGAGGACAGAGAGACAGAGAGAACGGGCCUCACCUUUUUGCUAACCCAUGAAAGAAGCCAUGCCGGUCCUCUCAGCAGGCACAGGCCUGCACGAGACUCUGGCCCUUCUGACGUCCCAGCUGCGUCCUGAUGCCAACCACAAGGAGGACAUGGUCUUCCUCAAAGACGUCUUCAGUGAAAAGAGCCUGGGAUACCUCAUGAAGAUCCAUGAGAGGCUGAGACAGUACGAGCGCCAGAGUCCUACACCUGUCCUUCACAGUGCCGCCUCCUUGGCUGAGGAUGUGGCAGAGGAGCUGCAGUGUGGACCAAUGAGUGUUGAGGAGAAGGAACUCCUACAGCUGUUGACGUCCCCCCAUCUCAAGGCCGUUUUGUCAGUUCAUGACACGGUUGCCCAGAAGAACUUUGACCCCGUGUUGCCACCGCUGCCUGACGACUUCGAGGACGAGCUGGAGGAGGAGUCAGUGAAGAUUGUCAGACUGGUCAAGAACAAGGAACCACUGGGGGCCACCAUCAGACGGGAUGAGACCACAGGGUCUGUGAUCGUGGCACGCAUCAUGAGGGGCGGGGCUGCAGACCGGAGUGGACUGGUCCAUGUAGGAGACGAGCUGCGGGAGGUCAACGGCAUCUCCAUCAUUCACAAGAGACCUGAUGAGAUCAGUCAGCUUCUGUCCCAGUCUCAGGGCUCCAUCACCCUGAAGAUAAUCCCAGCCGUUAAGGAGGAGGACCGCCUGAAGGAGAGCAAGGUCUACAUGAGGGCCCUGUUUGACUACAUCCCUGCUGAUGACAAGGCCACGCCCUGUCAGGAGGCGGGACUUCCCUUCAAGCGAGGUGACAUCCUGCAGGUGGUAACUCAGGACGACCCCACCUGGUGGCAGGCCAAACGGGUGGGUGACAGCAACCUCCGGGCUGGACUCAUCCCCUCCAAACUCUUCCAGGAGAGGCGGCUGGCUUACCGGAUAAAAACAGGCACACUUCCGAACCCUAAAUCCCCUACAAAUCCUGCCUAUGACCAAGGAUGUGACAAAGAGGACUGUGAUUGUGAGGGCUAUUUCAAUGGACAGUACAUAGUCUCUCCAAAGUGUAAAGCAGUGGCGCCCUCCUGUGGCCAGGUGUUUUCCUGGGAAUUUUAUUCAGCGGGUCUGAGGAGGAGUUUCCGUCUGAGCCGAAAGGACCGGUCAGGAUCCCUCGGAGGAGGGGCCACCUCCGACCCCACCGACCCAGACUUUGCCACCUACGAGGAGGUGACUCGCUACCAGCACCGGCCCAACGAGAGACCCCGCCUGGUGGUUCUGAUCGGCUCCCUUGGAGCUCGUAUCAAUGAGCUGAAACAGAAGGUGAUCGCAGAGAACCCCCAUCGCUAUGCUGUGGCCGUACCGCAUACCACCAGGCCCAAGAAGCCUCAUGAGAAGGAGGGGGUGGAGUACCACUUUGUCACCAAACAGGCGUUUGACGCAGACGCUCUGAGCAACAAGUACAUAGAGCAUGGGGAGUACAAGGAGAACCAGUAUGGUACCAGCAUAGAGGCUAUACGCUCUGUACAGGCCAAGAACAAGAUGUGCCUAGUGGACGUGCAACCAGAGGCUCUGAAGACACUGCGGACAUCUGAGUUCAAGCCCUAUGUCAUCUUCGUCAAGCCGCGUGUCCCGGAGAGCAGACGCCGUCGUAGUGCUGCCACUUCACCAGCAGGGGGAGAUCAUGGGCGAGUGACGGAUGAGGACCUGCAGGAAAUGCGUCAGUCAGCCCAGCAGAUGGACCAACGGUAUGGCCACCUGGUCGACCGGGUCCUAAUCAAGGAGGACUCAGCCAGCGCCUGCACAGAACUCCGAGGCAUUCUGGAGCGGCUGGAGCGUGAGACCUUCUGGGUACCCCUAUGUUGGGUGCGGACCUAACCCCGCUCUCCCCAACCACCACCCUCCAGAGAGGGGGAUCACAGCCCCCCAGCCCUUUCUCCAGCAGGACCCCUACCCUACCCCCCAUCCCUUUUCUGAUCUCCUGGACCCCUUGGCCAGCCUGUAGGGUGUGGAAGAUACUGCCCCAAACCCUGGCCUGAUAUCGGGCCAGCAACACACUGGCACUAGGGGAGAAGGGCAUGCGACAAAACCCUUUGGAACGUUUCUGUGUUUGGGAUGUUCAAAGGGAAAGAUUGUUGUUCUGGCUAUAAAACAAAACACACACACACGCAAUCCAUUGUUCAAAUUCAUGUUUUUCAUAUAUUUAUUCAAGUUUUUUAUUUUGAUUAUUUAUGUCAGUCAGUCAGUCAGACAGUCAAACAUACAGACAUCUUUAUUGUGGAUCCAUGUGACAUGCCAUCUGUAGCUGCCUUUGGCCCGCAGUGUCUAGUACUUGAGUUUCCCAUUAAUAUAAUAAUACAGUAUAUCGCAAAAGUAAGUACACCCCUCAAAAGUGAGUACACCCCUCAAAAGUGAGUACACUCCUCAAAAGUGAGUACACUCCUCAAAAGUGAGUACACCCCUCAAAAGUGAGUACACCCCUCAAGUGAGUACACCCCUCAAAAGUGAGUACACCCCUCAAAAGUGAGUACACCCCUCAAAAGUGAGUACACCCCUCAAAAGUGAGUACACCCCUCAAAAGUGAGUACACCCCUCAAAAGUGAGUACACCCCUCAAAAGUGAGUACACCCCUCAAAAGUGAGUACACUCCUCAAAAGUGAGUACACUCCUCAAAAGUGAGUACACCCCUCAAAAGUGAGUACACUCCUCAAAAGUGAGUACACUCCUCAAAAGUGAGUACACUCCUCAAAAGUGAGUACACCGAUCAAAAGUGAGUAGACCCCUCAAAAGUGAGUACACUCCUCAAAAGUGAGUACACCCCUCAAAAGUGAGUACACCCCUCAAAAGUGAGUACACUCCUCAAAAGUGAGUACACUCCUCAAAAGUGAGUACACUCCUCAAAAGUGAGUAGACCCCUCAAAAGUGAGUACACUCCUCAAAAGUGAGUACACCCCUCAAAAGUGAGUACACCCCUAAGUGAAAAUGUCCAAAUUGGGCCCAAUUAGCCAUUUUCCCUCCCCGGUGUCAUGUGACUCGUUAGUGUUACAAGGUCUCAGGUGUGAAUGGGGAGCAGGUGUGUUAAAUUUGGUGUCAUCGCUCCCACACUCCCUCAUACUGACUGGUCACUGGAAGUUCAACAUGGCACCUCAUGGCAAAGAACUGUCUGAGGAUCUGAUUUUUUUUUUUUUUUUUUGCUCUACAUAAAGAUGGCCUGGGCUAUAAGAAGAUUGCCAAGACCCUGAAACUGAGCUGCAGCACGGUGGGCAAGACCAUACAGCAGUUUAACUGGACAGGUUCCACUCAGAACAGGCCUCGCCAUGGUCGACCAAAGAAGUUGAGUGCACAUGCUCAGCGUCAUAUCCAGAGGUUGUCUUUGGGAAAUAGACGUAUGAGUGCUGCCAGCAUUGCUGCAGAGUUUGAAGGGGUGGGGUUCAGCCUGUCAGUGCUCAGACCAUACGCCAUACACUGCAUCAAAUUGGUCUGCAUGGCUGUUGUCCCAGAAGGAAGCCUCUUCUAAAGAUGAUGCACAAGAAAGCCCGCAAACAGUUUGCUGAAGACAAGCAGACUAAGAACCAUGUCCUGUGGUCUGAUGAGACCAAUAUCAACUUAUUUGGUUCAGAUGGUGUCAAGCGUGUGUGGCAGCAACCAGGUAAGGAGUACAAAGACAAGUGUGUCUUGCCUACAGUCAACCAUGGUGGUGGGAGUGUCAUGGUCUGGGGCUGCAUGAGUGCUCCCGGCAGUGGGGAUCUACAGUUCAUUGAGGGAACCAUGAAUGCCAACAUGUACUGUGACAUACUGAAGCAGAGCAUGAUCCCCCUCCCUUCGGAGACUGAGCCGCAGGGCAGUAACACGUUAACGACCCCAAACACACCUCCAAGACGACCACUGCCUUGCUAAAGAAGCUGAGGGUAAAUGUGAUGGACUGGCCAAGCAUGUCUCCAGACCUAAACCCUAUUGAGCAUCUGUGGGGCAUCCUCAAACGGAAGGUGGAGGAGUGCAAGGUCUCUAACAUCCACCAGCUCCGUGAUGUCGUCAUGGAGGAGUGGAAGAGGACUCCAGUGGCAACCUGUGAAGCUCUGGUGAACUCCAUGCCCAAGAGGGUUAAGGCAGUGCUGGAAAAUGAUGGUGGCCACACACAAUAUUGACACUUUAGGCCCAAUUUGGACAUUUUCACUUAGGGGUGUACUCACUUUUGUUGCCAGCGGUUUAGACAUUAAUGGCUGUGUGUAGAGUUGAGGGAACAGCAAAUUUGCACUGUUAUACAAGCUGUACACUCACUACUUUACAGUGUAGCAAAGUGUCAUUUCUUCAUGAAAAGAUAUUCAAAUAUUUACAAAUAUGUGAGGGGUGUACUCGCUUCUGUGAUAUACUGUAUAUGCCAUUUAUCACACGCUUUUAUCCAAAGCGACUUAGUCAAAACACUCGUACAGGAGUCCUGCAGGGAAUCCUACACAAUUUCUUCACAAAGACAUGACUGUUUUGUAAGGUUUCCUCACCUAUUUCCGUGGCUCGUUGAUACAAUGCAUUCUGAGUGAGGCCUAGCCAUUGUUAUGUUGUUGAAAUGUUAUCCAAAAGUCAAUCCACCUGCUUCCAUUAUACCUGGAGAAUGAGUAGAAAUGCAUACACAGUACAAAAAGUAACCAACACACUCUGUCAAUAGCACAGUAGGAUAGAUGUAAUGAUACAAAAGUAAAUAUUAUUUUAUAAUGCUUUAUUUGAUCAAUUAUUUUAUUUGGACGCGUUUUAAGGACGCAUACGGCAACUUAAUUAUUUAAAUCGCAGAUGUAAAUAUUCUACAUGCAACUCCGUACCGUGCCAACGAACGAUCUCGUAGCACUUCAAUGCAACCUGUUGAACUUUGACCCUAAGUGUCUAAUCCUCAGUGUGAAUUACUUCAGUUCUGGGACUCUGGAUGUGUGGAUGUCAUGUACACACACAAGUGCACUAAAAUAUGCUAUGCUCUUUGUAUUGAUGACAUCAGUCACAUGUUUAUGACGCAGGUGCAGUGUGGGUAAUAGGGUUUUGAGGAGGCGGGUGUUCUAUGGUCCAUCUGGAUCAUCAGGGUCCUAAAUUGUUCUGUAUGAGUUAUCUACAGGCGAGGACACUGGGAGUAGUGGGAUAUGGACACCUCCAAGUGUGAUUGCGGGUUCAUUAUAAAUGCACAGAUGUGACGUGUUUCUUUGCCGUUAUCUUGGUGUUUACAGAGACAAUGUUAAAAGACAUUACAAGGUAAUACACAAGAAAAGGCAAUGACUCGCGCCAGUCAAAGUGUCGUUACUUGACUAAAGCAAUCAGAGCCGUUUGGCGAAAUACCACCUGUUCUCAGUCUGUAUAUUGGCUCUGUCGUUCUGGUGAUCUUUUACUAGUGGCAUCAAAGCUCUGCAUUCUCUCUCUCUUUGGGUGGAUGUGUGUAUGGACUUCAAGUCUUGUUUCGUGGUGGAGAACUGAUACACUAUCAACAGGAGCUUCCAGAUCCUCCUUUCUCAUCCUGUUCUCUUUUUAACAUACAGUGUGUUCUUGAUCCUUUUCCUGUGCUGUGUAAACCAAGAACUCCAGAAUGUUGACUUUGUAACGUGACGUGUAUAAAGUGCCAUUGUAAAACCAGA
This is a messenger RNA of Oncorhynchus masou masou (cherry salmon), 5696 nucleotides long. Its product is annotated as MAGUK p55 subfamily member 3-like. NCBI's taxonomy places the organism in Eukaryota, Metazoa, Chordata, Actinopteri, Salmoniformes, Salmonidae. The transcript has 20 exons. Gene Ontology annotation, cellular component: plasma membrane; cell-cell junction. Bases 127 to 1968 code for a protein of 613 amino acids. Gene Ontology annotation, molecular function: protein binding. The record is from RefSeq and is a predicted model, not a curated record.